Molecule: messenger RNA, 702 nt
Organism: Stereum hirsutum FP-91666 SS1
Lineage: Eukaryota; Fungi; Basidiomycota; Agaricomycetes; Russulales; Stereaceae
Exons: 3
Coding region: 7-621 (204 amino acids)
Source: RefSeq, a predicted model, not a curated record
UUAGAUAUGCCAGCUCCAGCCUCAUCGUACGACCCACACUCGGUGGACACCAGGUCACUAGGCCAUGUCAAUCUUAUGGUUGAUACGUUCAUCGCCAACGCCAGCGCUGAAGACCUUCGUUCUACGGUCCGCACCCUUCUCGCCACAACUCCCCCUACUACGGCAGCCGCAUUCUGCAAGGCCGCACGUCUGCAUCUCUCCAAGGGGUCCAUCCCACGAUCGUCCGCACUCUUCACCACUCGUACUAGCAAUGGCACGGCUCUGCCGACCCCACAGCUACGUGAAACCCUGGCGCGUGCGCGCAUCCUAUACGGGGCCGGUAUGGGCUUAGCAAGCUUGUCAAUUUUUACGACGAUCGUGCAGCAGACAAUCGGUUUACGAUGGACAGCGGAAGGAGAGACGGCCGAUGUAUUGACGUUGAUGGAUGGAGAUGUGUGCCAAGCGAUGCAGAGCUGCAAGGAGGAGAUAGAGCGAGGGGCAGGUACGGAGGCGAUGGACGCUCGAGAGAAGGCGGAGGUAUUGCGCGGUGCAGUGAUGGAGAGCGAGCGUGACGUAGCUGGCUGGGGUGGAGAGUUUCCCUUCGAGCGCGCCCUCGCUAGCCUGGAAUGUUGGAAAAUUUGAAGAGGGAGAAGCGUAUAGACCACCUACGCUUGUACUCAUACGUUUAUGUGCCUCAGAAUCCAGCCUACCGCGGAUACUUCC